Molecule: messenger RNA, 10182 nt
Organism: Amphibalanus amphitrite
Lineage: Eukaryota; Metazoa; Arthropoda; Thecostraca; Balanomorpha; Balanidae
Product: ankyrin-2-like
Exons: 44
Coding region: 400-10182 (3260 amino acids)
Biological process (GO): signal transduction
Molecular function (GO): protein binding
Source: RefSeq, a predicted model, not a curated record
CUCUGAGGAAAGGCGUGGGCAGGCCUCCCUCGUCCUCCAUCGGACGCCGCCGCCGGACCCGCUGCUUGGUGGAGACGCAGCGAGAUCCUCUGUGAUUGGUGGAUAUAGUGGUCGUCCAGGAGGGAAUCCACGCUGAUUGGGUGGCACGUGAAUUGAAGAAAAAGUGAAAACACAAAAAAAAAGAAUUGUUAAAUUGAAUAAGUGUGUCAGCGGAAUGUUGCGGUGGUGAAUGUGCUAAAAAGCAAAAAACAAAAUAAAAAUGGGUGUGACGUGAUAUAUGUAUGUGAGCGAAAGACUUGCGAUCGAACGAAUCGACAUUUUGAGUGCAUAAACAAAACAAUCGACGAACAUUGUCGAAAACACGCGUGACGCUAAGGGACAAAUUCUUAGUGCAACAAUAUGGAAGGGGAGUUCACCAAAAUGACCGAAUCACUGGGACGCAGCUUCUCAUUUCGGUCCGAUGCUAGCUCCAGCUUCCUACGGGCAGCCAGGGGCGGCAACCUGGACAAGGUUCUCGACUAUAUCAAAAACGGCACAGACAUCAACACAUGUAACCAGAACGGUCUAAACGCACUCCACCUGGCCAGCAAGGAAGGCCACGGCCACAUCGUCAGUGAACUGCUCAGCAGAGGGGCAAAUGUUGACGCAGUCACCAAAAAGGGCAACUCGGCCCUGCACGUGGCCUCCCUCGCCGGCCAGGAGGAGAUCGUCCGUCUGCUGGUGCAGGCGGGCGCCAACGUGAACGCCCAGAGCCAGAAUGGCUUCACGCCGCUGUACAUGGCGGCGCAGGAGAAUCACGACGCCGUGGUGCGGUACCUGCUGGCCAACGGAGCCAAUCAGAGCAUCGCAACAGAGGACGGGUUCACGCCACUGGCCGUGGCGCUCCAGCAGGGCCACGAUAAGGUGGUGGCCGUCCUCCUGGAGAACGACACCCGCGGCAAGGUGCGGCUGCCAGCGCUACACAUCGCCGCCAAAAAGGACGACUGCAAGUCGGCCGUUCUACUGCUGCAGAACGACCACAAGUCGGACGUGACGAGCAAGUCUGGUUUCACGCCGCUGCACAUCGCGGCGCACUACGGCAACCAGAACAUCGCCUCUCUGCUACUCGACAAGGGGGCGGACAUCAACUACAUGGCCAAGCACCACAUCACGCCGCUGCACGUGGCCGCCAAGUGGGGGAAGGCCAAUAUGGUAACUCUGCUCUGUGAGCGCGGCGCCAACCAGGAGGCCAAGACGCGCGACGGCCUCACGCCGCUGCACUGCGGCGCGCGCAGCGGACACGAGAACGUCGUCGACCUGCUGCUCGAAAAGGGCGCCUUCAUAUCGGCCAAAACCAAGAACGGUUUGACGCCGCUGCAUAUGGCGGCGCAGGGCGACCACGUGGACGCCGCCCGGAUACUGUUCUACCACAAGGCGCCCGUCGAUGACGUCACCGUCGACUACCUGACCGCCCUGCACGUGGCCGCCCACUGCGGCCACGUGAAGGUGGCCAAGCUGCUGCUGGACCGUCACGCCGACGCCAACUCCCGGGCGCUGAACGGAUUCACGCCGCUCCACAUCGCCUGCAAGAAGAACCGUAUCGAGGUGGUGGAGCUGCUGCUGAAGUACGGCGCCAGCAUCGAGGCCACCACCGAGUCUGGCCUGACACCGCUGCACGUGGCCUCGUUCAUGGGCUGCAUGAACAUCGUCAUCUACCUGUUGCAACACGACGCCAAGCCCAACCACGCCACGGUGCGGGGGGAGACGCCGCUGCACCUGGCGGCGCGGGCCAACCAGGCUGAUAUCAUCCGCAUCCUGCUCAGGAACCGGGCAGAGGUGGACGCCAGAGCCAGGGAGCAGCAGACGCCGCUGCACAUCGCCGCCCGUCUGGGUAACGCCGACAUUGUGAUGCUACUGCUGCAGCACGGCGCCGCGGUCGACUCGACCACCAAGGACCUGUACACGGCACUGCACAUAGCCGCCAAGGAGGGCCAGGACGAGGUCGCCCAGGUGCUGAUGGAGCACGGCGCCUCUCUCUCGGCGGUCACCAAGAAGGGCUUCACGCCGCUCCACCUGGCCGCCAAGUACGGAAACAUGCGCGUCGCCAAAACGCUGCUGGCCAAGGACGCGCCCGUGGACGCACAGGGCAAGAACGGCGUGACUCCGCUGCACGUGGCGGCCCACUACGACCACCAGAAUGUGGCGCUGCUGCUGCUUGAGAAGGGAGCCUCCGUCAAGGCCACCGCCAAAAACGGCUACACGCCACUGCACAUCGCCGCCAAAAAGAACCAGAUGGACAUAGCCACCACUCUGCUCGAGUACGGCGCCGAGACCAACUGCGAGUCCAAGGCCGGGUUCACACCGCUCCACCUGGCCGCCCAGGAGGGUCACUCGGACAUGAGCACCCUGCUCAUCGAGCACAUGGCAGACGUCAACCAGAAGGCCAAGAACGGUCUCACGCCCCUGCACCUGUGCGCCCAAGAGGACCGGGUGCCGGUGGCGGCUAUCCUUGUGAAGCACGGGGCAGAGGUGGGACCAGAGACGGCGGCCGGCUACACGCCGCUGCACGUGGCAUCCCACUUCGGGCAGCUGAACAUGGUCCGAUUCCUGCUGCAGCACCAGGCCGAGGUGAACCCUGUAACUGCCGCGGGUUACACGCCGCUGCACCAGGCCGCCCAGCAGGGGCACACGCUCAUCAUCAGCCUGCUGCUCGAACACAAGGCGCAGCCGAACGCUGUCACCAACACCGGCCAGACGGCGCUGUCGAUCGCCCAGCGUCUGGGAUACAUCUCCGUGGUCGAGUCGCUGAAGGUAGUGACGGAGACGGUCAUCACCACCACCACCACGACGGUCACGGAGGAGAAGUACAAGGUGGUCUCGCCCGAGACCAUGCAGGAGACCUUCCUCAGCGACAGCGAGGAUGAAGGAGGGGACGAUUUUCUCGACUCCGCCGUGUACGGGCGUCCGUCCAAUGCCCAGCACGUGUAUCUGCCCUAUUACGAGGGUCAGAUGGAGCUCAGUCCGGAGGACCAGCCUGCCGGCGACUCCACGUACAAGUACCUCACCGUGGACGAGAUGAAGUCGCUCGGCGACGACUCGAUGCCCAUGGAUGUCUCCCGGGACGAGUUCUUUGACCGCUCGCACGACUUCCACACCGACUGGAUCAGCCCGGCUCCUCCCGUCGAGGAGACCAUCUCGCCACAGAAGAUCAAAGAGUCGUACGCCCAGUUCACGGGCAGUUUCGCGCCCGACAAUGUGGACAUCUCGCGCUCGCCAGUCACCGCCGGGGCCGGCGACCCCGCCGCGUCGGCCCCAGCAGCCGUCAAGUCGACUAACCCCCCGCUCCCACGCAUGCUACCGGCCAGACCUAAACUCAAGUGGAAGUCGUUCCUGGUGAGCUUCAUGGUUGACGCGCGAGGUGGCGCCAUGCGCGGGUGCCGCCACUCUGGGGUGCGGGUGAUCGUACCGCCCCGGAAGGCGGCGCAGCCCAUGAGGAUCACCUGCCGUUACCUGAAGAAGGACAAGUUGCUGCACCCUCCGCCUCUGAUGGAGGGCGAGGCGAUCGCCAGUCGAAUUCUGGAGAUGGGCCCGGCGCAGGCCAAGUUCCUCGGACCGGUGAUUAUCGAGGUGCCGCACUUUGCGUCUCUGCGCGGCCGGGAGCGGGAGAUCGUCAUCCUGCGCUCCGACAACGGCGAGACGUGGAAGGAGCACACACUGGAGGCCUCGGAGGAGGCCGUCCAAGAAGUCCUCAACGAGAGCUUCGACGGAGACGAGCUGAAGCAGCUGGAGGACCUGAACACGAGUCGCAUCACGCGGAUCGUCACCACCGACUUCCCCCAGUACUUCGCCAUCGUCAGCCGACUGCGCCAGGAGGUGCACGCGAUCGGCACGGAGGGCGGCAUGGUGUCUAGCACGGUGGUGCCGCAGGUACAGGCCGUCUUCCAGCCGGGCGCCCUCACCAAGAAGAUCAAAGUCGGCCUUCAGGCGCAGCCGAUCCCACCGGAGCUGGUGGCCAAACUGCUCGGGAACCGGGUGGCCGUCUCACCAAUCGUCACUAUAGAGCCCCGCAGGCGCAAAUUCCACAAGCCGAUAACCCUGACGAUUCCGGUGCCGCAAGCGGCCGCCAAGGGCAUGAUCAACCAGUACAGCGGCGACGCCCCCACCUUGAGACUGUUGUGCUCGAUAACAGGUGGCACGACGCGCGCCCAGUGGGAGGACGUGACGGGCAGCACGCCGCUGACGUUCGUCAACGACUGCGUCAGCUUCACCACCACGGUCUCUGCGCGCUUCUGGCUCAUGGACUGCCGAAACGUCACAGAGGCUACCGCCAUGGCCACCGAGCUCUACAAGGAGGCCAUCCACGUCCCCUUCAUGGCCAAGUUCGUGGUGUUUGCGAAGCGUCACGACCCGCUCGAGGGCCGGGUGCGCGUGUUCUGCAUGACCGACGACAAAGAGGAGAAGACACUGGAACAGCAGGAGCACUUCGUCGAGGUCGCCAAGAGCCGAGACGUCGAGGUGCUCGAGGGUAAGCCUCUGUACCUGGAGUUUGCCGGAAACCUGCUGCCCGUCACCAAAUCGGGCGACCAGCUCAACUUCAACUUCUACAGCUUCCGGGAGAACCGAAUGCCGUUCAAUAUGCGCGUCAAGGACCACACCCAGGAGCCCAUGGGACGCGUCGCCUUCAUGCGGGAGAAAAAGCUCUCCCGCCAGGACGCGCCUCAGCCCCCGAUCUGCAACCUCAACAUCCAGCUGCCGGCCGACAUCUGUCCCGAGGCUGAUGUAUCGGCGGACAGCGAGCUGCUGCGGCAGCGGCUGACUCCGCUCACUGUGCGGAGUAUCGGCAGGCUAGUUCGGCCGGAGAUCCACCGGGCGGAUAUUCGGAUAACGGACAUCGCCCACAAACUAGGGAAGGACUGGGUAGCGCUCGCGCCGCACUUAGAUAUUCCCGAGUCGGACAUCCAGCUGAUACAGACAGAGUACCCGGACGACUCGGCGCAGCAAGCCACUGUGAUGCUGCGACUCUGGAUGAACAGCGCCGGCCAUGACGCCACCGGCAACACGCUGGCGCGCGGCCUGCAGGCCAUCCACCGUGACGACAUCGUGACGGCGUGCAUCACCGACUCCGUGAUGGUGACGGACGCCAUGGAGGCCGCCAUGGCCAAGGCCCGGCUCGACCAGUCAGGUUUCGAUAGUCUGCGUGAGGAGUUGGGGCCCUCCAGAGACACCUCAUUCAGACCGGACCUGACGCUCGAUGACCGAGACAUUAUGAAGGAGGCAGAAAGUGUUGAAGAUGUACGAGUAUCAGAAGUUGGCAAAACCGAGCCUGUCAUCACGCCGCCCGGUGACGCCGACGAGCGGAAGUACGCCGCCGAGGAGAAGACGGUCUCCUCCGCCCCGGAGCCGGCCCCGGAGCCGGUGCCGGCGGCGCCGCGGCCCAGCCGACCCGUGGCGCCCAUCGCGCCCAAGGACGGCCCGGCCACCGGCCAGGUCACCGUUACCGACCUGGCCAGUCCCAUCGAGCAGGAGCGGGAGAUCGCGCCCGUCAAACUCGAACACCCCGAGGUGGCCGAACGGGAGGAAAAGCGGCGCUCCAUGGUGCUCAGGGAGCUCGGAGACGCCCUGGCUGAGGUGGAGAGGACCCAGCCGCCGCUGGAACGGCCCGACAGGGAACCGACAGACGAGCCCGUUGUCGAGGAGCCGGUCAUGGUCUCAGAAAAGAAGGGUCUCAAGUCACCGGUCACGCCCGCAAUGAUUGUCCCCACGGCUGCCGUGCGCACCCACACCGCACCCGGUGUCUCUGAGGCCCGCGAGCUGCCCCGCGCCCCCACUCCCCCCUCCACCCCCACGGAGCUGGAGCCGCCGCAGCCAGAUGGCAGUAAAACCACCGUAAUGCAACAAACGAGCGAUACCGUCACCGAAGACGGUCGAUUGGUGCAAAAAUCGACCACCAUCACCACAACCAGUGUCGGAGAAACCUCCGACCUUGUCGAGCGCCUCACUUCUGAAGGAGAUCUUCAGAAGUCCGAGGCUGCGCAAAACGUCGAGGAGAAAGAUUAUGCAAGUCCGAGAGCGGAACCUCUCGAUCCUUCACUACAAACACCUUUUCCUGAAUCCACGUCCAUACGAAACAUACGAUCGACUUAUGACGAACGCACGACAGCCACCACCACUGUGACAACGCGAGUUGCAGAGCGGGUGAUUGAGAGCAGUGGCAUCCAAGAGACUCUUGAGAGUUACUCAGAUCGCCGCAGUUUCUGGGAGGACGUCAGCCGUCGUUCGCAGGACACAGAUUCGCAAGAGGGGGCAUCCCCUCGCUCCAAAGAACAAAAACCACGACGACGCGACAGCCAGGACAGCAAGGACGAGGAUGACACCGAGCCUCGAUCGGACCCGCCGUCAUCUGGCGGCGAUGACGGAGCUGACGGCGGCGGCGGCCGGGGACUCGUCAACGUGGCAUUUCUGGGAGAACAGGAAGUGGACCGGAUCGACAGCAGUCUGCCGCGGGCGCCCAGUCCGUAUGAGGUGCCGCGAGAAGAUGAGGCUGAAGACGUCUCUGCCGCUGAUGUCGCCACUAAGCGCCAUCUGUUCGAACAGGAGAUUCAGCGUGAGACGCAGGCAGCGCGAAGGCCGUUCAUCGCCCGUAGAAGUCGGGAUGACUCGAGUCAGGCUACAGAUGACGACCAGCAGACGCUUAGCAUGGAUGAGGCCGUCCCACCUAUUGCCGAGAAAUACCAGCAUGAAGCUGAUGCGGUGACGACGACGAGUGAUGUCAUCGAGUCUCUGGGAACAUCUUCCAAAUAUGAGGCAGCAGAAACAGAAAAGGGCUCCUCAAGGGAGGUUGAAGAAGCUACCCAUGCUAUCGUUGAAAAGCGAAUGCGCACUGACAUUGUGAUGGAGGAGAUGGGUCAAAGUCUGGAAAGUCAGAGCCCGGAGAGAAAGCGGCUUCUUACCCCAGAGGAGGAAUUAGCUCGACAGCAGGAACUUGCCGCGUCCGCCGUCGUAGUGUCUGAGUCACAAGCUGCUGACGAAGAAGACCCUGAGGCAUAUGAAGCUAAAGAGUUUUGCACGGAAGAAUACUCUGAAGCGGAGUGUGCUGAGGAGGAGGAGGCCGAACGCAAGAUGCUGGCUGAGGAUGACGAAGAGCGACAGAAAAUACAGGAGGAUGAGGUGCGGUCGGAAACGCAGCCGAAUAUUCUGGAUGAGAUCGAAACCAAAUCGUUCGUUUCAGAUACUCAGAAUGACAUUCUUGAUGUUACUGAGGAGCAUGCCCCGGAGUCGGAAGUGCUGGACUAUCAAGAACCGUCCAUACGCGAGCCAGACGAAGAGCAGGGGCAUCGUGAACACCGUGUUUCCGAAACCGAACACAAGUACAUCUCUGAACAUCUGGAUCGUAUCGAUGACGUGGAUGAUGUUUUGGAAGCUGAGGCAGCCGCAAGUCCGAUGGAUGAUGAUGAACUGAGAGGAGUUCAUCAGCAAGUUCUUAGAAGUCCCCAACAGGAGCAUUACGCUGACGAGCCAUCGUCUAGCGCUGACGAAUCGCCCAAGUCUCGGGAUGUCGACGUUCCGGACGUCACACAGUCGGGACAGCGGAUGGACCUGGAGCUUCUGGCUCCGUCUGCUCCUGACUUAGAGUACGUCUCGCCGUCUGAGCCAACGCACUCGCUACCGCAGUCCUACCGACUGCAGAGUGAAGCGUCUGACUCCAGAUUCCAGCCUGAUUCAGGCUUCCAUGGCGAUGAGCAGGGUGCCACGGAAGCUGCAAGUGACGAUCAUGCCGUGAUGCUGUCUCCUGAGUGCCGAGAAGCUGCGGAAGAUAAUGAGGCGGCACCCUCCUCCGGAACAUUUGAGUCAUAUGCUUAUAAGCCAUCGACUGAACCAGAACAUCUCGAGCAUGAAGAAGAGCAUUAUGAACCAGGGCCUAUGACUCAAGAGGUGACACACUUGAAGGACGAUGAUGAGUCAAACUCUCAAAGGAUCCUGGUUGAGGAGGAAAAGAAACUGCUUAAAGAGGGAAUGGAGCUAAUUGGUGAGGAAAUUGAUCUUUUGGAAGAAACUGAGAAACGGUUGGAAGAAGAGAAGGAACAUAUUGAAGAGGAAAUGGAACACAUCUAUGAAGAAAGGAGACAUGUCGAAGAGGAGAAAAGACAUCUCAAAGAAGUGAAAGAACAAAUGGACGAGGAUAAACAGCACGUCGACCAGGAAAAACUGUUGAUGACUGAACAGAAAGAACUGAUCAAAGAGGGAAUGGAAAUGAUGGAAGAAGAAAUUGGAUAUAUGGAGGAGCAGAAAGAAUUGCUUCAAAAAGAGCGCGAAUACUUGUUUCACGAAGAGGAGCACGUUCAUGAAGAAAAGGAGCGCAUAGAAAGACAGAGAGAAACACUGACUCAUAUGAAGGAUGAAAUAGAACACGAGAAACUGCACAUUGAGGAGGAAAAGAUGCACAUUGAAGAAGAAAAGGAACAUCUCAGAGAAGUGAAAGAGCAUCUGGAAGAAGAAAGGAGUCAUUUGAUGCAUGAGCUUGAAGAACGUGACCCGCAUCGUGGCAGUGUCGAAGUAGAUGCGGCUGCGGCUCGAAAGUCGUUGGAUAUGACGGUGCGGGUUAGGCCGUUAGAUGCGCUGUCACCCGAAACACCGGCGGCAGCUGCCACUCUGCCCUCGCCCAUCCACGUAUCGACAGAGACGUUCGCCCAGCCUGUUUGGGAGGCGGCGCUGGAUCACGCCGAGCAGGAGGACACUGAGAUGGUUCACGACAUUCCCAUUGAACGGCAAACUGUUUUGGAGCGAGAGGAAGAGGUGUCUUCCAGCAGCGUUGGGGACUCGAGCGUGCGAGAGCACACGGAUGAAACGGAGGGCUUUGAGGAACAGACAAGAACACAGGCGAAUGGUGGAGCUGCUGGCGUGCCUCAGUCAAUGUCAUUUGAGGAUGCCCAGCGACUGGCGGUGGAAAUCGUGUCCGACAUCAAGAGCCGGCUGUCGGAGCACCCUGAGCUGGUGACUGGCGAGGAGUCGGUGACGGGCACCAUGACCGCUGUCGAGCCGGCGCGCCAGGACUCCGACGCACGCCUGCAAGACUCCAUGUCGUCCGAUAAGGUGACCACAGACUCGUCGGAGCUGUCUCGGCUCUCCGACGAGCAGCCGCCUGUGUUGCUGGGCGAUGAACGAAGCCAGCUGGAGUCGGAGGCUGCCGCAGAAUGUAAGCAGCCCGACGACAACGUUGAGGGCACUGAUGAUCUAGAAAGUCUUCCCCGACCGGCCCCAGAUUCCGUGUUCACAUCAGAGACACACUCCAAAGUGGACGAAUACCUACGUCAGCUGACUGAGGAGGGCAGUCAUGAUGACGAACACUGUACCAUGGUGCAGCAAGUGGUAGAACGUAAGGCAGCAGAUCUAUCUCGGCGACGCCAUGUCAACCUAGAAAGCCUCGAGAUCACCGAUGAGGACCUUCGCGAGAGUGGUAAUGACCUCUCGCCGUUGGAAAGUCACAUGGAGAGGCUACGUCAAAUGUCGGUGGUCGCCCUAGACCAGACUGAAUUGGAAGAGCUGCGUGGUGAAAGUGACCUCCCGUCAUCCGGGCACGAAGUCACCGAGCUCACUGAGAAGACGUCGGCGGAUGGCUCCACCACCGAACGGAGGCAGAGAGUCAUCAGCAGUGGGGAUUUCGAAGAAGGGGUAUCCGGUGAAAGGACUAUUUUUACCACCACAGUAGUUCGGUCAGAGGAGGACGACGACAUACACGGGAGUGUCACAGGGGAGGCGGCUCAUCAAGCAGAGGUGGAGACUCAGACGCAAAGACAAAGUAGACAAGAAUCGCUUGAGCCAGAUGUCUUUGAGGCUUCGGAAAAGGGUGCUGGUUCAGUUUCUUUUGCUGAUGAGCAAUCAUCGAAAUUGGCCACCGAGUUUUACCGAACCACGUCAACGUCCAGAGAAUCUGAAUCAACUUUUACCAAGUCAUUUGACGAACAACAAGAGCUGUUGUCCCGUUCCUCCGAAGAAGCAUCUGAAUUGAUCAGCAAGUCGGCGGAUGACACCUUCGAGAAGGGAACAGCAGAGACCGCCGAAAAGCUGCGCACUUCAAUCACUCGCUCUUCGGAAGAGAGUUUUAGUAAGUCGACGGAAGAACGAUCUGAGAAUCUGACUCGUUCCUCGGGGAAGCAUCUGAGGCGAUUACUCGUUCAACAGAGGAGACGUUUGAAGCAGCUGUGA